Messenger RNA from Olea europaea var. sylvestris, 1098 nucleotides. RefSeq lists its product as uncharacterized. The record is from RefSeq and is a predicted model, not a curated record. Gene Ontology annotation, biological process: DNA integration. NCBI's taxonomy places the organism in Eukaryota, Viridiplantae, Streptophyta, Magnoliopsida, Lamiales, Oleaceae. Gene Ontology annotation, molecular function: nucleic acid binding. The transcript is spliced from 6 exons. The coding region runs from base 1 to 1098 and encodes 365 amino acids.
AUGGUACAAGAAGGCAUCGUACUAGGGCAUCGAAUCUCGGCGAAGGGCAUUGAAGUGGAUAGAGCAAAGAUUCAAGUAAUCGAGAAACUACCACCACCUACAUCAGAAUCCACAUUUGAAUUUACUGAUGAGUGUCUGCAGGCCUUUAACACUUUCAAAGAGAAGUUGACUUCAGCAUCUAUAAUUAUCACACCGAAUUGGAAUCUACCAUUUGAAUUAAUGUGUGACGCCCGUGACUAUGCUGUGGGAGCCAUGUUGGGUCAACGAAGGAAUAAGGGUAAGAAAGGCAGUGAAAACGUGGUGGCGAACCACCUAUCUUGGCUUGAGGACACAGAAUGGACAGAGACAGUGGAAAUAAACGAAAUCUUCCCAGACGAACAGAGUUUUGGUGUGAUGGAAACACCCUGGUGUGACCGAUGUCAGCGCACGGGUAACAUAUCUAGAAGAAAUGAGAUGCCUUUGAAUAUGGCUGUGGAUUAUGUAUCGAAGUGGGUCGAAGCUAUUGCACUACCUACUAAUGAUGGGAAAGUGGUGAUUGAGUUUUUAAAGAAGAACAUUUUUACCCGGUUUGGAACACCAGGAGCCAUAAUCAGUGACGGGGGCACACAUUUCUGCAAUCGUCAGUUCGAGCAGUUGUUAGUGAAAUAUGGCGUUAAGCACCCAUGUCACCUACCUCUUGAGAUCGAACAUCAUGCCUACUGGGCAAUGAAGAAGUUGAACUUGGAUUUGAAGGCUGCGGGUGAAAAAGGGCUGUUACAACUGAAUGAACUGGAUGAGCUCAGAAUGGAAGCCUACGAGAACUCAAAGAUCUACAAAGAGCACACCAAGGAAUGGCAUGACAUGCAUAUCCAGAGGCGUGACUUUAAGGUGGGGCAAAAGGUGCUACUCUACAACUCCAGGCUUAAACUGUUUCCAGGAAAAUUGAGAUUGAGAUGGUCUGGUCCAUAUACCAUUACACAAGUGUUUCCACAUGGAGCGGUUGAGAUCACUCACGACAGCAAGGGAACAUUCAAAGUUAAUGGACAGCGUUUGAAGUACUAUUGGGGCGGUGAUUUCUCAGAGGACAAGUCUACCGUCCAUCUUGGAUCGCCAGAAUAA